This is a messenger RNA of Beta vulgaris subsp. vulgaris (sugar beet), 1792 nucleotides long. RefSeq names its product geranylgeranyl diphosphate reductase, chloroplastic. The transcript has a single exon. Gene Ontology annotation, molecular function: oxidoreductase activity, acting on the CH-CH group of donors, NAD or NADP as acceptor. Lineage: Eukaryota; Viridiplantae; Streptophyta; Magnoliopsida; Caryophyllales; Amaranthaceae. Gene Ontology annotation, biological process: photosynthesis; chlorophyll biosynthetic process. Bases 366 to 1709 code for a protein of 447 amino acids. The record is from RefSeq and is a predicted model, not a curated record. Gene Ontology annotation, cellular component: chloroplast thylakoid membrane.
UAAAAUGAAAACUAACUAUACAAUGAAAAACUAACUAUCCAAACCGACUUUCUAAAAUAAAAACUGACUUUAUCAUAUAAUUUCAGGUGCACAAUAAGUUACUAUAAACCCGAUUCAUGCAAAUUUUUUCCAAUGUUAAAUCUUCAAAAAAAAAAAAAAUGUAAAAAACUUUUUGGAGUUAUACAACAGUGGAUCCACAUUCCAACGUCAUAAUUUCACCUUUUACUGUCUCCCCCACAUUAUAAUAAUCCUUCUCACAUGCAAGUUGCAACACACAAAACGACACUUCCACUUUCACUUUAAUCACUCCCUUAAUUACUCACUAUAAUCAUAAUCAUACCACAAAAAAUAAAAACAUUCAAAAAAUGACAACAACAUCACUCAAACUAAACUUUCUCCCUUCCAUUUCCUCUCACCUUUCUCUCCCCUCCAACAACACUCAACCACCUUCCAACCUCCCCAUCUCCACCCCUCGCAAACUCCGCGCCGCCGUAAUCGGUGGCGGCCCAGCCGGUUCCUCCGCCGCCGAAGCUCUUUCCUCCGUCGGCAUAGAAACGUUUCUUUUUGAACGAAACGUCUCAGGUUCGAAACCUUGUGGUGGUGCUAUACCACUUUGUAUGCUUCAUGAGUUUAACAUCCCACGUGACCUCGUUGACCGUGAAGUCAAACGCAUGCGUAUUUUUUCACCUUCGAAUCUUUCUAUUGACUUCGGUAAAACUCUUUUACCGUCUGAGUUUAUUGCUAUGACUCGUCGUGAAGUGCUUGACUCGUUUUUAAGGGAUCGGGCCCAGUCCAGUGGGGCCCAGUUGAUUUGUGGGCUUGUGAAUAAAGUUGAACUUCCGGCCCAUGUUGAUAGUGGUGGGCCUUAUGUGGUGCAUUAUAGUCUUAAUGGGUCUAAGAAGUUGGUUAAAGUUGAUGUUGUUAUUGGUGCUGAUGGGGUCCACAGUAGGGUGGCGAAGUCUAUUAACGCGGGAAAUUACCAAUGUGCCCUUGCUUUUCAGGAGAGGAUUAGGUUACCUGAGGAGGAAAUGGAAUAUUAUAAAGAUCUUGCUGAGAUGUACGUGGGGGAUGACGUGUCGCCCGAUUUUUACGGGUGGGUGUUUCCUAAGUGUGACCACGUGGCGGUGGGGACCGGGACGGUUAAGUCCAAGUUGGAUAUUAAAAGGUUUCAAUAUGGGAUUCGGGCUCGGGCCGGGCCUAAGAUUAGUGGUGGGCGGGUAUUUAAGGUGGAGGCUCACCCGAUACCGGAGCACCCGAGGCCCGUUAGGGUACGGGGUCGGGUGGCUCUAGUUGGGGAUGCGGCGGGUUAUGUGACCAAGUGCUCGGGGGAAGGGAUAUACUUUGCGGCUAAAUCGGGCCGGGUUUGCGGAGAGGCGGUGGUAGCUGCGUCGGAGGGUGGGACUAAGAUGAUUAAGGAGGAGGAUUUGAAGAGGGAAUAUUUGAAGAAAUGGGAUGGAGAUUAUAAGAAUAUGUUUAGGUUUUUGGAUUUGUUGCAAAAUGUGUUUUAUGGAAGCAAUGCAAAUAGGGAAGCUUUGGUAGAGUUAUGUGGGGAUGAAUAUGUGCAAAGGAUGACAUUUGAUAGUUAUUUGUAUAAGAAGUUGGCUAAGGGUAAUCCUUGGGAGGAUACUAAAAUGGUAAUGAAUACUAUUGGGAGUUUAGCUAGGUGUAAUCUUGUAGGACAAAGAAUGGAACUUUUAUCCAAUGUUUGAUCCUCUCAAUAUUGUUGCAAUGGAAGUCAAUGUUUUCAUCCUUAAUAUUGUUGCAAUAGAAAUCCUUUUAUAUUUGCAGAACA